Lactuca sativa (garden lettuce) is the source of this 1568-nucleotide messenger RNA. RefSeq names its product PQ-loop repeat family protein / transmembrane family protein. The record is from RefSeq and is a predicted model, not a curated record. Lineage: Eukaryota; Viridiplantae; Streptophyta; Magnoliopsida; Asterales; Asteraceae. Gene Ontology annotation, cellular component: membrane.
AAGCAAGCAAAGGUGCGGCAGAAAGCUGACAACUCCUUGUAAAUUGCACACCAUUAUGCUUUUUAGUUUUUAGCCCUUGCAGUUGCAGUUGCAAGAUUUCCUUCCAUUCUCAAAACAACCGGAGAAGUUAUUUAGUGAUGAAUUGAAGACUAUCGAGUACUACAGCUUGCUGAAUGCCAUGGAACUCUUGAAAAGUAAUAUGCCAAUGUGUCCUGUAGAUCAACAUUGCUCACAAUGGGCUAGGAAUUACAUGAAAUAUUGUCUUUGCACAAGGAAGGAUUGGAUUUCACUGAUAUUGGGAUUAAUUAGUGUUAUGAGUUGGGGUGUUGCAGAGGUACCUCAGAUCAUCACAAAUUACAAACAAAAAUCUUCAGAAGGCCUUGCUAUGUGUUUCCUUUUGACAUGGAUACUCGGAGAUCUUUUCAACGUCUUUGGUUGUUUGCUUGAACCAGCUACACUUCCAACACAGUAUUAUAUGGCAGUGUUGUACUUGGUGACUACCUUAGCUCUUACCUCCCAAGCACUUUACUAUGGUUACUUCUGUCAUCAAAAUACAUCCAAAAGACAAGAUCAUAAGAUUGAGUCAGCAGACAAGAAAAUAAAAUGCAACCUGGACGACUCAACAGCUCCUAUGCUAUCAAAACCCACUCCAAGUUUGCCAAUUCCAGCUGCUGAUUACGAUUCUGCCCCUGAGAGAGUAUACUACACCUCUGCUAGAUCUUUAACUAGAAGUCACACUCCUACGAAUUUCUUUCAAAGAGCAACUACCCCUGUAUCUAUAUCUACAUGUGAUCAGGGUUCUGUUCAAGAACCCUUGCUUUUGGGAAAGUCACAACCUAAGACUAUGCUAUGUGUGGUUUUCACUGUGGCAAUUUUCUUGUACACAUCGAAUCUCAAACUUGAAAGAAACAGUUACCUUGAUUCUACUUCUUCUGUAAAACCACAUGAAGGAUUUGUUAUUCAAGUGGGAAGAAAGCUUUUACAGGUAAGUGGCAGUUUAGUGGAAGGUAAUGAGGGGAGCUCUCAGAGUAUUGGAAUCGGUACCUUCCUUGGUUGGGGAAUGGCAGCUAUUUAUAUGGGUGGACGCCUCCCACAAAUUUUCUUAAAUAUAAGAAGGGGACAUGUUCAGGGUUUGAAUCCACUGAUGUUUGUCUUUGCACUUGUUGGGAACUCUACUUAUGUAGCAAGCAUACUUGUGAACAGCCUGGAAUGGUCAAAAAUACACCCGAAUCUUCCAUGGGUGGUGGAAGCAAGUGGAUGCGUGAUGCUUGAUACUUUUAUUCUAAUUCAGUUUAUCUACUUUCGCUAUCGGAAGAGUAGAAGUAUUGACACGAGGCAUAGGGAGUUGGAUCCAUGAUUGUUGACCAACAAAAGGAAGUAGAAAUUUGUUGUUUUGUUCACCACUCCUUUGAUUUAUUUCUUAUCUUAAUUUAAUAGAAAACAUUUCAUACAAAAUGUUUCAACGUGUAAUAUGCAUAUGGAGUGGAAAGUUGCAUGGUUGACGCUGUUUAACAUUGAGAUUCUUUUGUUUCAAAGUGGGCUCUAGUAAUGACAAAGAAUUUCAAACA